Molecule: messenger RNA, 1122 nt
Organism: Setaria italica (foxtail millet)
Lineage: Eukaryota; Viridiplantae; Streptophyta; Magnoliopsida; Poales; Poaceae
Product: probable phytol kinase, chloroplastic
Exons: 6
Coding region: 100-1002 (300 amino acids)
Biological process (GO): vitamin E biosynthetic process
Cellular component (GO): chloroplast
Molecular function (GO): phytol kinase activity
Source: RefSeq, a predicted model, not a curated record
ACGAGGUGACAGAUCGCUCGGCUGCUAGUGUGCCAGCCAGUGCCGCCCAGAUCCACCGAUCCACGGCGUCCUGCAACCUUCGCUACUCUACUGGACCACAUGGUUGCGGCGGCAUGGCCCGGCUCCGGCGCAGCCUGCACCUCAUCCCCCAACUCCCUGCUGCUCUCGCGUCCCCCAACCCACGCGCCUCCGCCGCCGAGCUCCAUGCGGCGGCGGCUCGUCCUCGGCGUUGGCACCCCGGCCGUGGCGGCGCUGGCGGCCGCGGCGCCGCCGGCGGUGCUGCGGGAUGGGGCGGCCACACUGUUCGUUACCGCGGGCGCCUACGCCCUGGUGCGCACCUUCGACGUGCUCACCGAGCGGCGGCUCGUCGAGAAGAGUUUGAGCAGGAAGAUUGUGCAUGUGCUAUCCGGCGUUCUGUUCAUGUCAUCCUGGCCACUAUUCAGUAAUUCGACAGAAGCACGAUAUUUCGCUGCAGUUGUUCCGUUCUUGAACUCAAUGAGGCUUCUGACUUACGGACUACGUCUUUCCACCGACGAAGCUCUAGUAAAAUCCGUGACACGGGAAGGAAAACCAGAGGAAUUGCUGAGAGGUCCUCUCUAUUAUGUCUUGGUUCUACUCUUCAGUGUUUUAGUCUUCUGGCGGGAGUCCGCAAUUGGGAUUGUUUCCUUGUCGAUGAUGAGUGGCGGCGAUGGCUUUGCUGACAUUGUUGGGAGAAGGUAUGGCUCAGUGAAGCUGCCAUUCAAUGAGAAGAAGAGCUGGAUUGGGAGCAUCUCGAUGUUCAUUUCUGGUUUCCUGCUAUCCGCAAUAAUGCUGUUCUACUUCUCCAGCCUUGGUUACAUUCAUGUUAGCUGGGAGGAGGCAUUUGGUAAACUGGCUCUUGUUGCAUUGGCAGCCACCGUAGUGGAGUGUAUUCCUGUGAUUGAUGUUGUAGAUGACAAUAUCUCUGUACCUUUGGCCACCAUGUUGGUAGCUUUUCUCUUGUUUGGCUCCAACACACAAUGAUGUUGUAGAUGACAAUAUCUCUGUACCUUUGGCCACCAUGUUGGCAGCUUUUCUCUUGUUUGGCUCCAACACACAAUGAUUAAUCAAUACUACUAAAUAGUAAAUUUGUUAUUGAAUUUC